Molecule: messenger RNA, 1155 nt
Organism: Vigna radiata var. radiata (mung bean)
Lineage: Eukaryota; Viridiplantae; Streptophyta; Magnoliopsida; Fabales; Fabaceae
Exons: 1
Coding region: 1-1155 (384 amino acids)
Source: RefSeq, a predicted model, not a curated record
AUGCAAGCUGAGUUUGACGCCUUACACCACAACAACACUUGGGAACUUGUCAGUCGGUCCUCUACUCAAAAUUUGGUUGGCUGCAAAUGGGUUUUUCGAAUCAAAAGACACCUGGAUGGCUCGAUUGAUCGGUACAAGGCUUGCCUAGUCGCCAAAGGUUUUCACCAACGCCCUGGUUGGGACUAUACAGAGACAUUCAGUCCGGUAGUUAAACUGGUCACCAUUCGCAUUGUCCUCACUCUUGUAGUUCGUCAAGGAUGGUCCAUUCGCCAACUUGAUGCCAACAAUGCAUUUCUUCAAGGGACGCUCAAAGAGGAAGUUUUCAUGCUCCAGCCCCCUGGUUUUGUCAACAAAAGUUUCCCUGAUCAUGUUUGCCGCCUCAAAAAGGCACUCUAUGGGCUAAAGCAAGCACCUCGAGCCUGGUAUACAGAGCUUCGAGUGUUUCUACUCUAUCUUGGCUUUGUCAAUUCAACUACAGAUGCAUCUCUCUUCAUCCACCAAAAAUCAGGUUCCACACUAUAUUUGCUAGUAUAUGUUGAUGACAUCAUUGUUACUGGGAGUUCCUCUACAGAGUUGUCCAACCUUAUAUUUACCCUUGCUGCUCAAUUUUCACUGAAAGACCUUGGUUGUCUUAACUAUUUCUUGGGCGUCGAAGUAAUCCCUUCCGCUACAAGACUAUUUCUUUCACAAAGGAAAUACAUCACUGAUCUUCUCCAUAAAUUAGGCAUGGCUAACACCAAACCAGCAUCCACUCCCUUGUCCGCCAGUACUCAAUUACUCAAGGAUUCAGGUGAUCUCCUACCUUGCCCAACUGAGUAUCGUGCACUCGUGGGAAGUCUUCAAUACUUAAGUCUUACUCGCCCGGACAUUGCCUUCAGCACCAACAAACUUGCGCAGUUCAUGCAACACCCCAGAACGACGCAUUGGUCUGCCCUCAAACGAGUGCUCCGUUAUUUGGCAGGCUCUUGCAACAAAGGUAUCUUCAUCUCGGCAACUGCUCGACUAACAUUUCAUGCUUACUCCGAUGCAGAUUGGGCGGGUGAUAAGGAUGAUCAUAUCUCUACCACUGGUUAUUUGCUGUAUCUUGGUAGCACUCUCAUCUCUUGGAGCUCCCGAAAACAACGCUCUGUUGCUCGUUCCUCAACUGAAGCAUAA